CCGAUCCACACGACGGACCAAGUCCGCGGGCCGAUCGGUCACGUGAUGCGACGUCAUGGCCCGGCGCGGUCCGGUCCGGCGCAGAGCACAUCCACACGGCGGACCGCGAUAGCAGACGGCGGAGCAGAUCAACCAGCUACACUCUCGGCCGCAGUGCUCGCGACUCAACAAAUUCGCAAAACCAUGCCAACCCCUCGCGCUCAUGCUGCACAUGUAUCGCGAAUAGAAGUCGUCGAAAUGGAGGCGGAGCAGAAACGUCGUUUGGCCGCUAUGGCGUUGGCUCUUUGCGUGGACGAAGAAGAUUACUACCCUGCCCCGAAAAGGUCGUGUUGGGUGAAGGAUUGGAUGUGCAGGAAGGAGCUCGGCCUGCAGAACCAACUCUUCAAAGAGCUGGUAGUGUCCGACCCUUCUGAGUACAGACGGCUCCGGCGCGUCAGCCGGGAGCAGUUCGCGGAACUUCUCGCGCGCAUGGGGCCUAGGAUAGCACGGAAGACGACUGUCAUGCGCCAGCCGAUACAGCCGGCGACGAAGCUGCAAGCAACGCUGCGUUACCUUGCAUCUGGUGAGAGCCACCAUUCCCUAAGUCGCCAGUUCAGAGUCGGGCACUCCACCGCCAACGAUUUCAUUCCCGAAACAUGUUCGGCUAUCUAUCAUAAGCUAAGCAAAGAUUAUAUAAAGUCACCAAAAACAGUUGAAGAUUGGCGGUACAUUAUUAGGGGGUUUGACGAAAAUUGGCAAUUUCCAAACUGUGGGGGGGCAAUAGAUGGGAAUCAUGUCUGCAUAACCAAACCAGCCAACUCUGGGUCCCUUUACUUUAACUAUAAAAAGUCGUUCAGCAUAAUUCUUCUGGCAGUUGUGGAUGCAAAUUAUAAAUUUACCUACAUUGACGUUGGUGUGCCCGGUGCUCGAGGCGACGCAGGAGUAUGGCAGACCACGCCCCUGCAGGAGGCAUUGGAAGGCAACAGAGCAAACUUGCCAGACCAUGUGGAAGUUGGACCAGGUCUAUUCCUACCCCCCGUGUUUGUGGCCGACCACGCAUUUCCAAUCGGGAAGAACCUGAUGAAGCCGUAUGGAGGUAGCAGCCUGUCGGGUGAUCAGCGGAUCUUUAAUUACAGGUUGUCCAGAGCAAGACGGGUUGUGGAGAACGCGUUCGGUAUACUGGCCAAUCGCUUUCGCUUUCUUCUCACUACAAUAAAUGCAGGGCCUGAAAGAGUUGUCCCCAUGGUGAAGGCAGCAUGUGUGCUACAUAACUACCUUGGCAACGACAUGAGCACAUUUCCUGACUCGGGGCCCGAAGAUAGUAGGGAGCAAAUAUUUUUUGGCCUACGAGCUACACGCGGACGUGUAAACGCAUUUGGUGCCAGGGUCCGUGAGGACAUGCGGGACUACUUGAACGGCCAAGGUGUUGUGCCGUGGCAGAGGGCAUCUGCAUAUGUUGAUGAGUAGGAAUAAAAUGAACAUUUGCACACACAUUUAUUUACAUUGUCAGAAAUUUUUCAACUGUGUCCAGAAUUUCUUUCUGGCACUGCGAGAAGCGUAAUGGCAUCAUUACUCUGGAUCACAUGCUUUGGCAGUGUCCUGUGACUUUCACAGACUGUGUCAAGGAGAGAGACUGGUGGCGGCGAGUCCUACACAGUGGAGUUCUUUCCGAUCAAGUACAGGCCGUCCAGAAGGCCCAUGAUACGGCGGUAAGGUUAAACCUUACUGUCCCGACGUGGGAGCCGCCUGCGUCAACCUAAGGGUUGAUCUUCAGGACAUUAAAUAAAGUUCAUCGUACCAUACCAUACCAUACUGCACCUGCUUCACAGCGUCCAGCUGCCUCAUAUGAGCCGCAAUCGUUUUGGCAAAGAAAAAAGAGGCGUCGUUUGGCUCGGACGGUUGCUGCAUGGCUGAGGCAAUACUGUGCAAAACUGCCUGCCUCUGGACCCAGUCCUCGCUUGACGGCCCCGAUGAGCGUAACUGCCUCGGUCGUUUUGUGCUGAGUGUGGGCGGCGACUCGACUCUUCUCGACGUGGUUGGGGAGAUGGUGCUCGAGCUUUCCUCCAGCAUCACGGACAGCUCCCCUUCUUCCCCACCACUCUGUUCUGCAGGUGCCAGGAGAUCUCGGUUGUGGUGAGGCUGAAAUGAACAAUUUCACAGUUGGCAUGAAAUAAGUUGCCGCCUUGUUUCGGUUUGAAUCCUGGCAUUCACAAACGAUACGUCGAAGCAACUGAAAAUUGCUGCAUGCGUCCGGGGCUAUAGCACUUACUUGUCAGGUCUAUGUGCCGAAGUCGCAUAAUUAUGGAAACGUUAGAAUUUCUGUAAUUCUAAAUGCAAAAAAAAAAAAAAAAUGAAACAGCCAGCUUGCGACAAAUGUCGCUGCCCUAUUUACAACUCAGUGAAGCAAAAGCCAUGGUCUAAACAGCGCAGCAUAUUGCAAUGUUUGUGCCUCAGCCUGCAAUAUACGCACAGUAAAUAAGGCAUUUUUUCCAAGUUGCAAUUGCAUUCUCCACAGUUUGUGUAGUGAAAUAGGCGAAGAAUCCUCCUUUGUACAAGUGAACGUCUGCCUGACGGUUUGCUGCAAACUCUUUUCUGUGUGUCUCGUCAAAAUAUUGCGCAAUCCAACCUCUGAUAUUCUA
Molecule: messenger RNA, 2618 nt
Organism: Dermacentor andersoni
Lineage: Eukaryota; Metazoa; Arthropoda; Arachnida; Ixodida; Ixodidae
Source: RefSeq, a predicted model, not a curated record